This is a messenger RNA of Patella vulgata (common limpet), 4792 nucleotides long. Its product is annotated as protein FAM81A. Lineage: Eukaryota; Metazoa; Mollusca; Gastropoda; Patellidae. The transcript has 7 exons. The coding region runs from base 178 to 1530 and encodes 450 amino acids. The record is from RefSeq and is a predicted model, not a curated record.
GAUGGUAGCAACCUCCCGAUGAAAGUUUUAAAACAGCCUUAUAUAACUUGUAUGAGAUCAAGUUUUAAAACUAUAAGCAGACUUUUCUUCAGAAGAAAAAGGGAUUUAGUGUAGAAAUUGAUAUAAAAAGGGACUGGAUAUUUUAUAUAAGGAUUGGAUCUCUAAAUUAACCAAAAAAUGAGUUCUUCUAGAUCAGUACGCUAUGAUAAACCUCCUGCUCCGACCGUAUAUGCACCUUAUGAAACAAAUCAAGACUUCACAGCUAUUGCAGUGGGUGGUAGUAGAGAGCAGAAACGAAGAAGUGAUGGACCAUUAUUAAUACGUCAUCAAGAGGAACCUUAUGUUCUGCGUCAUUAUGAAGAACCUUCCAACAAUCGUCAACAAGAAAUGGCACCAAUUAUUAUACGUCAGGAACAACCAACACAGCUGCCUCCUGUUAUUGUUCAACGCGAUAGCGGUUACGAUCAAACACUGCCCUUAAUACAAGCAGACAUGAACAAUCAUUUGGAUGCCCUAGAAGACCGAAUUUCUCAACAAGAAGUUAAUACACAGGGUUUAUUACAAAGAACAAUGAAAAUCAAAGAGGAUGUGAUAGAUAGUUUGAAUUUUACACAUGGUACAUGGAACGAUGAAAAACAUGCUCGUACAUUACUUCAAGAACAUAUUCGUAGUAUAACCGCAGUUGUUAAUCGGCUUAAUCAUGACAUAUCAGCAAUAGAAGAUUCUCUUAGACUAAGAGAUGGUGCAACUAUAGGUCAGAAUAAUGCCCUGAAGAACCUGGAAGUCCAUCAUGUUGGAGCGCUAUCUGAUGUACGAGGUAGAAUUGUACGAUGUGAUACAUCUAUUGGUCGUCUGGGCAUAGAAGUCAAAACUUGUGUUCAGUCUAUCAGAACAAUAUCACAUCAACAACAAGAAUUGGCCAAUAGAAUGUCAGAAAGAAUGAACGGAAUUGAAACUCAGAUCGCAGCUGUAGUACAACAUAUAGAGAGAAUAGCUGGUGAAAGUAGGGUAAAGAUUCAACACGUAGAAGGUGAUACAUCAAACUAUCUCACUAUGUUAGAUGCUAAAACUAGACAUAUGAUUGAAGAUUUACAGAAUUCGUUGACUACUAUGCAAGCCAUGACGGAGACAGAAAGAGAAAGAAUGGAAGAUAGAAUUAUAGCUCUUAUUGAACAAUAUGGUGGUAGCAGUACUGAUUUGGAAAGAAUAGAAAGAAAGAUUGAUGAUAAUUAUCAUUUUCUAGAUAUGAGAAUAUUGAAAUUAGAAGAUCGACCAAUACAGGAAAACUCUACACAGAUUAUUGAUAUACAGAAUAAUGUUGAGGCUUCAGUCCUUAAGAAAAUGGAUGCGAGAAUUCUGAUGAAUACAGAAGACAUUGCUCGAUUAAAACGUGAAUGUAGGGAAGGUUUCGUAGUUAUACAGGAGAGUAUCACAAACGCUAAAUUAGUCAAUGAUGGUAAACGUAAAAUUUUAGAAGAACAAUUAAGGAAAGAAAUUGGACAUUUGAGAAAAAUGGUUGUGCUUGUGUGAAAAGGUUUCAUGUCUUUUCUGAAGAAUCAAAAAAACUUGAAAAAAUACGGAAAGCAAUGAUGUGAUGUAUGACAAGAUCAGGGAGAAUCAGAGCUAUAUUUUAUAAAUUGAUAUUGAUUCUUUCAAUGUGCUAGAGUGUUUAAUAUACAAUAAGACCUCACUAUAUCACGCUUUUGCUAUAAACUAGGUUUGGGUCAAAGGUGGGAAACGUAUGGCUCCUAACAUUGUUAGAGUGAAGCCCUUGUUUAUUUUACAUAUCAGCAUCUGAUAUCAUGCUCGUAACUCAUUACAGUUAAGCCCUGUCAUGGUGAAAUACAAAAUAGUGUAACAGCAUCAAAUCUCUACAAAUAACGUGUUCAUAAAUGUUUCAUAGAAAAUUUGCUCAUUAUCACAGGAAAAAUAACCCAACCAUCUAAUUAGAUCACUGUAAAACAAAAAAAAUAGCUCAAAUAUAUAAAUAAAUUUGUGAAGUGACCCCAUCUCUACUGUUGAAAAUUUCAUUAGAAGUCAACAAGUUUGACAGUAUUUUUUUAAAUAUGUGAUUAUUUUAUAUCUACUUGUACAUGUAUUCAUAUUUACUCAUUAAAUGUAAAAUCAGAUCUUUCCAAAAAUAAUUCUGAUUAUUGUGUCAGAUUGUCCAUUUGUCCUAACAUUUGUUUGUAGACACUCUAGAGGUUGCAAUUUUUAUCCGAUUUUGAUGGAACUUAAAAUGUAUUUUUAUAUCCCAAAUCUCUCUGAUGGGUUUGAUUUUGGCACAUAUCGAACUGCAACUUCAUGGAUUCUGGCCUCUGAUUGUAUACCAUAUAGAGGAAAUUUGUGAACGAGAUAGAGGCCAAUGUUUUUAACAGAUCUUUUUCAGAUUAGGUGUAAAGCAUUGAGUUUAUGAGAGGAGGAACCCUAUCAAUAUUUAGGGUUCCACAAAAUUUCGUUUCUGAGUAAUUCAUCCAUGCAGAAAGCCUUCUGAACGCGAUGGAGGCUGCAGUUUGUUUUUUUUAACAGAUUUAUUUAGAAUUUGGUGUGUAGCAUUGGGGUUAUGAGAGGACGAACCCAUGUCGCAAUCCAUGACAUUCCGUUCCGAAGUUACCUCCCAUGUUCUGAAAACCUGGUGAAAGUGAUAGCGGCUACAGUUUUUAACAGAUUUAUUUCUAAAUCGAUAUGAAACAUUGGAACAAUGACAGAAUGGGCCCUAUUGAUUUUCCCUGUACUCAGUCCAUCUAUUGCAAAAUGUGGGUGUAUCUUGUAUGGAAAAUACUUGUUAAUACAUACUGCACUGAACUUAGGGAAAUACUUUUUAUCUAGCUUGCUGAACAAUGAAUUAAUAUGCUUUUACAUAACUUCUGUAUUUUAAUGUAUAAUUCAUGUAUGUAAACAUUUGUAUGUUUUAUUUAUUGUACAAUACAGUAGUAGUUAACCAUAUUAAAUCAAUUUUUUGUUAUAUAAACUGUUAAGGGGGGCUUAUGUCGACCUUGCAACUGAAAGCAACUGGCGUUUCGGCAACUGGGAGCAACUGAAAGCAACUGAAUGCAACUGAAAAAAGUCGAACUGAGCGCCUCUUACAACUCAAAGCAACUAGUUGCACAUGUUGAACUUUCUGCAACUGGCUGCAACUAGCGGCAACUAGUUGAAGUCGACAUGAGCAUUCUUGCAACUGGAGUCAACUUGUUUCUCUGGAAAUAACAUCACGUGAUAAGAGACACGUGUCAUGUGACUUUAUAAAUAAGCAAAUGGAAGCGAACGAAGACACCCACUUUUCAAGUUUUGAUGAUGUUGACAAUAAUAUACUAAUAGAAUUGUAGCAAGACCGACCAUGCCUUUGGGUUGCUUCUUCUAAGUAAUUCGCCAUUUUGUUAAUCACGUGUGAUUGCUAUCAGUUCCGAGUCGACAUAAGCGCUCCGAAAUGAGUUGCUCCCAUUUGGGUUGCAAAAUCGACAUAAGCCCCACUUUAGUAUUUGUUAUUGUUAUUUAUUAUAAUUCUUUGUUAGUUUUAUUGUUAUCUCUAUUUUUGUCAAAUUGAUUAUAGAUAUGUAUUCAAUAGCUGAUAAUUCAAUAAUACAGUUCAAUAUAAUAGAAUACAUUUUUUAUACAUAAUAUUUAAAAAUAUAUAUUCUAUAAUAGAUGAUAAAGUAAUAACAUAAAAUACACAAUACUAUUUCCAUAGAAUAUAAUAAGAGUAUACCAUCAAAUAUAGGAUAUAUCAAAUAUACAAUACAUUUUUUAUAUACCAUCCAAUCCAAUAAUAUUAUAUUUAAUAUGCAAUACAUGUUAAUAAGAUUAUACCAUCACUUCCAAUAGAAUAUAUUCAAUGUAUUCAGUACCAUUUUAAGCACUGUUAUAAGAAACAAUAAUAUAUUUAGUAUAAGAUAAUAUCUCCCUAUAGUAUAUGUAUAGAUUAGAAUAAUAUAUGUUAUGUGGACAUCCCAAUUCUAUAAAAUAUAUACCGUUCAUUUUGAUAAUGUAUUCACAUUUGUUCUAUUUAGGAUAUUUAAUUGAAUAUAUUUAUUAUCUGUUGAUAAUGUUAAUAAAAAUAUAUCUUCAGAUUUCAGUGUAUGCUAUAUAUACAUUUAUGUAUGAUUUUAUGGUUGAGGGCGAGUCAUUAAGUAAUGUAUUGAUACAGCACAAGGACAUUAGUCCAAGUGUUGUUUUAAUAUAUUACACAAUGUCUUGAUCAAGACCAUUAAACAACUUGAAAUACAGACACUAUCCCGCACGUGCAUUUCAAUGAAAUCGUCACUCAAGGCCAAUAUUUCAUCUGGUAUAUAAAUAAUGUACGAUUGGCAUGUUGCUCGUACCAUUGCCAACAUCAAAGGAUGAGGUUACAUUGUAUUUUAAUUGACAAUAAAAGAGUCUUCCACUGUGAUUGUGAUUUGUAAAAGUGUUCCAUAAUAUGUAUUUGUAAAAGUGUUCCAUAAUAUGUAAAUCAUAUUUAAUUACAGUAUUUUUACUGAUUUGAUCUCUUUUCCAUAGGUGAAAACCAAAGUAGUGAUCUAUAACAAAUAUGUCUCAUCUUAAAAUUUAAUUUUACAAUACACGUUGUACAUGUAUUCAGACAUUUUAAAUAUGGUAUCUUCCUAACAAAACAAGUAUUAUAUCGUAUAUUUAAUAUUUAGUUAAUUGUUAGAAAUAUGUAAUCCUUCGAUCUGUGAUAUAAGUUCUUGUUAAAUUUUAAAUAAUUUAUAAUAUUUAGUAUUUACAUUAUUUAUAGUAUCAUUCAGAAAUUAGUAUAUAUAUAUAUGACAUAAUAUGAAACAUUUAUUUCUGAAAU